Pleuronectes platessa (European plaice) is the source of this 2437-nucleotide messenger RNA. It is a transcript of the gene wdpcp, whose product is annotated as WD repeat containing planar cell polarity effector. NCBI's taxonomy places the organism in Eukaryota, Metazoa, Chordata, Actinopteri, Pleuronectiformes, Pleuronectidae. Gene Ontology annotation, molecular function: protein binding. The record is from RefSeq and is a predicted model, not a curated record. Gene Ontology annotation, biological process: nervous system development; establishment of protein localization; cilium organization. Gene Ontology annotation, cellular component: axonemal basal plate. The coding region runs from base 557 to 2437 and encodes 626 amino acids. The transcript is spliced from 16 exons.
GUGACACGGCAGACCCAGGAAGUUGUAGUUUCUUUUCAUACUUUCCGUAGUUCUUCACGGAAAAGAACAAACUAGUCGCAACACGUCACUUGGUUUGUCGGUUAAAGACACGUUGCUAUUACUGAAGCUUUUCAACGUGAUGUAACUGGACUAGGGAGGGGGGGGGGGGGUAGUACGGGGUCGCCGAGGAGCUAGCAUGCUAGUUAGCAUCGCCUUCAGAGCAGCGCGUACAGUUGCCUAGCGACCAGUGCUGCAGACAACGAGCUAGCAUGGAGAGCUGGAGUUAGCUUAGCUGCUAGUCCUGAAGGAGUCACGUGUGUUACUACACGAAGCUGAUGGAGACCAGUGGAGGUAACACACCGUGUCCUGGUGAAGUGUGUGUUCGAGUGGUGUGACGUGUUAACACAGCAGAGAGACACAACAAACUGUGUGUGAGGUGAGAAGCAGUUAGCUGGAGAACACUGAAGAAGAGCAGCUUCCACUGUGGAGUUGUUUUUGAACUUACAUCGGUUGCAGCGUAAACAACACACCUACUCGGGUUUCACUCCUCCGUCAGAUGGCGUUCUGCCUGGCUGAGCUGCACUUGUGGUCCACCAAGAGCACACUCCAAGUUAAAGAUACAGAUAUUGGCACCUAUCAGUACCACGAUAAAGGAGAGCCAGCCGUUUCCCUGGAGCAUCACUACUACAAUGAGAAACUCCAAUUCUGUGAUGCUCGGGGCUAUUCGUGGACCCCCAGGAACCACCGACCAGAGAAGCUACGCGAUUCGUUGAAGGAGUUGGAGGAGCUGCUGCAGACCAACACCUGUGUUCACACCAGAUGGCGAAACAAGAACUGCUGCCAGUUGAUGCUGCGUAGUGGAGUGCUGGUGACUCUGAACCUAAAUGGACCUCAACUUAAACAAGUGUGCAUAGACCGCACAUUGGUGGGCAGACUACCAGCCAACACAAUCACUGAUGCGGUGCUCUGUGAUAGGCUGAUCCUGCUCUCCUUCCUGGAUCACAACCAAGUGGCUGCAGUUUACCUCAACAAGAAGAACCAGGACGCCUCAGACAGCGGCAGGAGGACAGACAAACUGUCCCCCUCUGAAAUCAAGGUGGUGUCUGUGGAGGUGGGCUCCCGCGGCUGUAGGCUUCACAGACUCGUGGCUCUCAACCGUCUCCAGGAUGUGGCGCUGUGCUGGUGGAACUUAGACGAGGCCGGUGAGGAGCUGUGGCCCUGGAGUCCCACAGACACACACAGGAACAACCUGGUCCUCCUCAGCUGCUCGCCCACUGAAGGUCUCAAGGUCCUCAGCUCUGUGCGGACAGAGGGAAACCCCCUGGACUGUCGCUUCAGCCUGCUCCAGCCCUACCAGCUGCUAACGGUAGAGCUCCCCUCGAGGCCCCAGGGGACAGAAGAGGGGUCCUGGGCUGACACCUGUGUGUACGAGUGUGCACGAGGCCGUCUGCACCGCCUGUCCGUCACCCGCGUCCCGCUGCCGUCCCGGCCCAUCACCUGUUCACGACACCCCUUGGAAACCACGCUCCUCCUGGGCCUGAGGGACUCCUCCCUGGUCCUGUACGACCAGCGCCGAGGGCUCUCUCUCCUGGCCUCCUGCCCUGUGCCACCUAACCUCCUGGCCUGGCACCCUGCCGGAGCUGUGGUCGUGGUGGGGGGAGGCCAGGGAGAGCUGGUGUGCUUUGAUGCCGGCCUGGCCCCUGUGAACAUGGCACUGGUGGCGGAGGAGGUGGCUGCAGCCGCGACGCUCAGACUCCCUCAGCACCUGCGCUGCUCCGGAGGCCUGGAGGGGCUGCAGUGGGCCACGGGCCCGGACGGAGGCCCAGAGGGGACAGACACGCUGAUGUUGCUCUUUCAUGAGGGACCACUGGCAGUUCUGAGAUUCAGACUAGGGGCUCUGACCGGGGGUCAGAUGGGACCAGGGGAGCUGCUGCAGCAGCGGCUGCUCUGCGGUCAGGUCAGAGAGGCCCUGGGUAUCCUGGAGUCCAUGGACUGGAGCAUCAUGGGAGACCAGUGCUACCGAUGCCUGAGCUCAGUCACCAACUACCUGCUGAGGCUGGAGCUGAACGCAGAGAGAGAGGCUCAACUGGAAGCAGCUCUGGGCGUGUUUUAUUCUCCGCCUGCUCCUCUCUCUGAUAGGCUGAUACUGGAUUACCGGGAGCCAAUCAGCAAGUACGCCCGGCGCUUCUUCCACCACCUCCUCAGACACCAGCGCUUUGAGAAGGCCUUCCUCCUCGCUGUAGACCUGGAAGACAGAGACUUGUUCAUGGGGGAGAGGGCACAGAGGCAGGAGGGAGGCAACAAUAAGAAAAACCAGGAAAGCGAACACAACAAACAGAGGAGAGAUAGUCUCGAUAUCAGCACCCAAAUGGGAUGGAGCAGGAUUUUGGGGGAUAAAUCCUGCGCGUUAGGAGCUGAUAUAUCAGAGAGAGCAUGA